Messenger RNA from Microbotryum saponariae, 957 nucleotides. NCBI's taxonomy places the organism in Eukaryota, Fungi, Basidiomycota, Microbotryomycetes, Microbotryales, Microbotryaceae. The record is from the annotation of a GenBank genome assembly.
AUGGGAGGCACACGGAAGGCUUGUUGGAUCUACCCAAGGGAUGGACGAGGGGAAUAUGAUGCGAGGUGAGUCGGGAUGAGUGGAGAUGGGGAGUCGAUCGUGGGUCUCGUGAUCUGCUUCGACGAAAGAGGUCACUGACUGACUCUUGUGUUCUGCAAUUUGAUAACGGAAUCGAUGGUUCGCAUCACGUCUUCUACGUCGAGUGGGUUCAGACUCUAAUACUUCCUUGUACGGCUCGACGUCCGUUGACACUUUCAUUCUUACGCUCAACCCUUCUUCGUAUGUCGCCACUCGUUCAAUACGAACAAGGACCCUCCUCGAUCCAUCUGGGUGCACCCUUUUGCAGUAGGUCCUAUCUGGCUCCGAAAGGGAUGAUCAUGUACGAUGCUGACACAUUUUUAUUUAAUUACUUGUCUAUGCAGGACCUGAGUAGUCGAUACGUGAUACCGAACAGCAAGUAGGCAGGAGCUUCGUAUUCGCUCAUGAUGCGCUCCUUCUUCACCCCAUCAGAUCAGCCCGACUUUUUGAACAAGGUCUGCGGUUCCGAACGAACGAGGCUAUUCGGUGAUCCAAGUCAGGACUUCGAGAUCGGGCUCAACGACAACGAAAAUAGCACCCGUCACCGCCAGCCCUCUUUCGGCCACCUCUACCUUGUCGCACUCGGCGGCCUCCUCCGAGUCGAAAACCCGUUCCCUCGGCCGACUUCUCAAAGAUAAAGUCACCUCCUCAAUUCACGAAGGACCUGAAGCGCUCCGUCUCAAACGUUCUGAAUACACCGAUCGAUUGUACGUCGAAUACAAGACCGCGAAAGAAGUUUUGUCAGAGGAUCUGAAGGAGGGGAGGUAUGAGCAGAGAUUUGAGCCGCCUGAGGAUGGGGAGAAGGGGGUUGAGAUGGGUUGGGGUCCUUAUGGAUUUGGGGUGGUGGUCAAGAGGAAUACAGCUUUGAUGAGCAAGUGA